CUGAAACUGAAACCAUGUUUCUAUUUCGAGGUUGUAGCUUUCCAAGGUUAUCUGUUGUCUGGUUGUAUAUUUGUUCUGCUUAUUUUCCGUCUGAUGUCUAACAAGCAUGAAGGUGUGACUUGUAACGGAUGUUCACGAAGGGACUUCAGGUUUAGGCGAUAUAAAUGUCUAAUUUGUCGUGACUAUGAUCUUUGUGGAACCUGUUUUGAUAGUCAACAAGAAAGUGAAAAGCAUUUAAAUUAUCAUCCGAUGCAAUGUUUGAUCACUAAAGCAGAUCAUAAUGUAUUUUACUCUGGCGAGAGCUCAACUAAAUAUUGUGUUCAAAGUUUCACUUGUUCAGUAUGUGGCCAGUUAGGCUUCACAGAAUCGUCUUUAUCAAGUCAUGUUUUUACUCAUCAUCCUAAUGCUAUUGAUUCAGAAGUACUUUGUCCAUUUUGUGCAAUUCAAACGGAAGGUGAUCCAAAUCGUACUACACAUGAUAUUGCAAAUCAUUUUAAAAGUGUUCACAACCUUCAACCCUCCGUCAGUGGUAACACCAUUCCGUCAUCACAGUCUGCCAAUAAUCACCCUACAACUCCAAUCUCUGAAGUUGUUAGUUUACGCACAAGAUUUAGGAAUCGGUCUGUCAGCUAUGAUCAACUUAAAAAUGCCAAAAAAGUUAUUGCUAAUACUGUAACUUCACAACAUCAUUUUUCUUCAACAGAUAGAUCACGUUGUCACAAUCAGCAUAGUAUAAGUUCAAAUCAUAUCAUAUCACAAUCAUUGUCAUCGAAUUCACGUUUUACUGCUGGUUGUAUAGUAGCAAUGAAAAACUACUUAGAAUGUUAUGAAAGUAAUAAAAAUGCUUGUCAUAAUGAUGAUACUAAUGGAUUACUUGACCAAUCAACUGACUCGUUGUUACAUAACAAGAAUGAAAUAACUAGGAAUUCUUCUACUGCCUUACACUAUGAACAUGAUAUUAACGCACUGAAUUCCCAAUCCGAAGUUGACAAAUUAAACAACCAUGUUGGCGAUAUGGACAGUCAGAGUCCAGUGGUCGAAAGUUCGGGAAAUCCGACAAACUAUUGUACAUCAACUGUUUCUGUCAUUCAAAACUCAAGACCCACCGACAGUCCGAUCCCUUCUUUUACUGAGAACAUGGCUACUACUGGCGAUCAGACUGCUAAUCCAAAUAUUGAUUCCAACUCUAACUUGGAUUCUUUCACUUCGCAAGUAUUUGAUCAUAAAGUGAAAUCAAUAAAUACUAAUUCUUCAAAGCAUUCAAAGUCAUUAUCAGUAGAUUUACAUAUGAAGUCAAGUAAUGAUGAAAAAUCUAAAGAAUCCAAUAAAAAACACGCCUUUAGUUCGUAAGUUUUAUUCCACUUAAAUAUUACUUGAAAACAACUUGUAUAACUAUACGAAAAAUAACUUCAGAAUAGAAGAUCCCACUAAAUACAGCCAAGUUGACAGUGAUGUGGGACCACCAUUAAUAACACAGGGGGGCGUCAGCUGGGAUUUGCCUAGAACUAGAGACUACUAACUGUUUGGUCAUCGGUAACCUGUUUAUGUGUCAUACUAAACAUUUCUAACUUUUCUACUCUAACAUAGGUUUGUCAGUCAAACCCAAUGCAGAACCUGACACACUUAUACAGAGGUCUAAGUUCUCAUACCUCAUUAGCACAACUAAAUGAAAUUCUUAGAACAAAUCCUAACUUAGUUUUGUGUUUCAGUGAAAUAUAAGGUUAUGAAUGUUUAUUUAAGGUAUAAAUCGCACCAGAAUUUUUAAUUCUUAUUUUAUCAAUCUUCACGUAGUUAAUAGUUUGAAUCCAUUCACAAUUGUAAUCAAAUUGACAUAGUUGAUUAUCGCAUCUCUGAAAUAAAAAAGUAAGUGUACUCUCAUGAUGGGGUUUUAUGUAUUUCAGGCCUUUGAUUUGCGCGUAGGCGUAUACGUAUUUCGAAAAUGAGUGACUACUAGACUAGCUUCCAACUUAUAGUUAUGUUCAACCCAUUUACUUAACAAACACAGCUACCACUCAUCCCACUACAGAACGGAAGACGAAAAAUCAGCACAAAGUUUGUAAAAUGAUUAUGUAGAAGUGUUGUGAUGUACUCAAUACAAACAAAUAAGUCAUUUUCACAACCUAAUAGUAGUAACAUUUAAUGUUGAUAAAAUUUUUACAUGGUCUUGGUAGAUCUGCACUCUUUCUGUUUAAAAUGUAUUAAUGACUAGGUAACCACUCAAAAUUAAAAACUAUUGAGUAAGUAUUUUGAUAAAUCGCACUCAGGAUCUUUAAAAUAUUUUGAAAUAUAUUGAUUACUCUUUGAAACAGUGAGUAUACUUUUGCAGUUAAACUAGAAUAAAGCCUAGCACUAAAUUUUCCAUAAAAAUUGCAAACUUUAUCAACUUUGUGUUUUUAUCAGUUAUGAGGCAGAAAUAAAGAACCGUUCAGAAUACUAGUUUGCUUUUAAUCAACUGUUUUGAAUAAUACUGAUUUUAUAAAAAGCCAAUUUAUUAGUUAGUUAUUAUUACAUUGAAUUAUUGUUAUCUGUUUCUCUUAAGACAUUGUAUGAAUGAUUCCCGAUCGGCAUUACCAUCUGUUGUUAAUCAAGAUGAAUGGGAUAUCGAUUGGCACAUAUUUUUGAAUGAAUUAAUUUGGUCUAGUUUGUGUAGUAGUGAAGCUUCAUCGAAUGUUACCUGACGUUUCAUUAACAUGUAAUACGGAUGCUGAUGAUAUGAUUUAUCAAGAAUAUUUUUAAUGUUGCUUUUUUAUUUCGUUAGUAUAUUACCCGCACUCGAUUAGAUUGUAAUUUUAGACUUACAGUGCUCCAUUGUGUAUGGAUCCCGUAUUUCUGUGUCAAACGAUUUGUAUGUUCAUUUUUAUUAAUUUUAAUUGUUAAGAAGUAAACGACCUGUUGUAUUCAGUGCUUGUACAUGUGGGUCGAUUAGUCUAUCAAGAUGUGUAUAUACAAACAUGUAUAUAUCUCUGUUAAUAUAUAUACAUAUAUUCAGAAGAACCUACAAGAUAGAUGUCUUUCUUUUACUCAAUACCAAAAGAAAAACAAUAAAUCGUUAGCUUUAUUGUUAAUAUUAACGCUAAACAAUAGUUACUAAUUUAUUCUGCUUAUCAUACUCCAUUAGUUUUGGUAUGCUGACUACCAGCAAGCAGUUCUACCUGUGUUUUUCACCUAAUUAUCACAUUAGUAGACUUAUUAUGCACUUUCCAAGUCCCAUUACCCUUUAUUCUGCUUGGCCCCUCUCGGUUUAACAAAAACAAGCGUCAAAGAACAAUGUGAUCAAUGUUCUAUGUGUUUAUGACAUACCAUUCUAUGAAGGUAAUGGUAAAAAUUUAAAGUUUUAAAAAAAAAUUAUUUCCUUAUGUUACAAUAUAUGAAAUAUACAUAACGUAUAUAGUUAUGUGCUCAAUAGUUUUUGUGUAAGAAAUUAUUAUUGGCUUUGAAAUCGAUCUUUUACUCUCCCUUUAACUAUCGUGUUUUGCACAUACAGUGUGUUUCGCGUUGUAUUGGAGAGUUCAAUGGGGCGCAGUGUACAACCUACUGUGUAAUCGCGCAGUAAGGCAAUGCUGUGACUACACUGAAAGGUUGAACCCCACACUCAUUGUAUAUUCCUUUCAGGUUUGUUUUUAAGCCUGUUGCUGAUGGCAAAACUAAAGAGGAAUGAUGGGACUCGGUAAUCAGAUCUAAACCUACCGUUGUUUUCGAACAAAAGAGAUGGUUGUAUGACCUCACUCUGUGUGAAAUGUUUUUACAGGAUCUUUGAGGUGAUAAUAAAUCUACCAGUCACGCUCUUUCGACGGGAUCCCAAGGCAGCUCUAUUAAAUGAACUAAAGAUCGCUCUUAUUGUCAAGGGCAUGUGUUAAGGGUAUUCAAGUGUCCAGUGGGGUGUAAAGAUGUCAUUUCAUCCACAACCAGAACACGAACUGGAAUAAAGGGGACUAUUAAUUGCAGGUAUAAAUUACAAGACAGCGGAACUGGAGAUAGGAUCGCGUGAUUAUUUUGGACCAUAGUGAUCUAUUUCGCUCGUCUACUCGGAAUCCUGGGACCUCUAUGCACUUGUAUGAAUUUAAAAUGUUUCAGGCCCUAUGAGCUGACCCUUUAUAUCUACAAACUGGGUUUAAGCACCGUACGCCCACUCUCACGCUAUCAUUAAGACUUGCAUUGAAGGACCUGUAGUUUUGCGGUAUGAAAGAAUGUCUGGCGAGAAGGCUGAUUCUUCAUGUGCUUCGCUGUGUCGAAGCCUUUUUGAAUCCACUUAACACAAAAAGUCGUAGAAAUAAGGAAGAGGUUAAAAGAGCUUAUCCUUAUGAGUACUUCUACCGUCAACGAAACCUACAUACCCUUGACUGUACAACAGCUCUUGAGGGUUACAGCAUCGGUAUAUUUAUUCAUAUUCCUCAUGUGAUGUAUUGAUUGUAUUGCAUCUAAUAAUAUCUACCUGGUUGUAGUAUAUCGAGUUACAAAAUCACUCAUCAAUUUAAAAUCUCAAUUAUAGACAGGGGAUGGGUAAUGGCACACACUCCGUUUCAUAUGUACAUUAGUUUUGUAUGUUUACUACUGAAGCUUAAGGGCUACUAACUGUCACUCUAUCAUAUUUAUCGUGUAAUUUGCUUAUAGUAGAUAAAGAUAAGGCACAAUUUUUUUAGGUUUUCUGGAGAUGGUUGAGUCUUGCUGCUUACAUAACUGACUGAUCUUAGUUAAACAACCCGACCGUUGCUGCUACCUUGAUAUGGUGGUCGGACUUGCCUAUCGUGAUGAUUCGAUCGAGCUAUACUGGCCGGAACAAUCGUUCCUCAAGGUCCU
Molecule: messenger RNA, 4797 nt
Organism: Schistosoma rodhaini
Lineage: Eukaryota; Metazoa; Platyhelminthes; Trematoda; Strigeidida; Schistosomatidae
Source: the annotation of a GenBank genome assembly